AUGAGCAGAUUAAAUAAACGUCUAAUGCCCCAAUUUUCCAAAUGGGUCUCAUUAUUAUGCGCCAAAGAUUUCUGUAAUAGCUUUUCAAAUUAUUAUUAUCACGUUGCUGGGCCGCGCCGUAUUUUGCAGCACCGUCGGUUCCGAACUGAGGGUGCUUCGAAUUUGAAACGUAGCGGCAACCUUGGCGAACUAGCUAAAAAAUCCCGUUCGGUGAAAGCAGAAGCUAAAGAUGCUUUGCUGGAUUAUUUUCAUUGCACCAGGAGUUUGCAGAUUUUGGAUGCUGAAAAUAUGAGCAAAAAUACCCCCGCUUUUUUUGAUAAAUUGUUGAAGAGAGUCAACAUAGAUGAUGCUAAUGUCGGACCCUCGUUCGCCAGGUUCUUAAGGUACCAUCCCAUUAAUGAAUUUGAGCCAUUCUUCGAGAGCAUAGGUUUGAAACCUUCCGAAUGCUCGUCUCUUCUCCCGCAGAAUUUGAUGUUUUUAAAUGACGACGAGUUACUGCUGGAAAACUAUUACGUCCUGUGCAAUUAUGGCAUUCCCCGUAAUAGGAUAGGGAAGAUUUAUAAAGAGGUUAGAGAGGUUUUUCGGUAUGAUGAUGGUGUUUUGUUGUCAAAGCUUCAAUCUUUUCAAGAAUUCGGGUUGAAACAGUCUCUCAUUGGCAAGAUUAUUGCUUCAAGUCCUCGUCUUCUUGUUGGCAGCGUGGACCGUAACUUUGUGAAUCUCUUGGAAAAUUUAAAGAAUUUAGGAAUAGAAUAUGACUGGCUGGAAGAAAAUAUUUCCGUAGAGGAGUCGUAUGAUUGGAAUCGCAUGCUCGAGCUCAUGCGCUUUUUACGCGAUUUGGGUUUUGGCGAGGAACAACUACACCACUUACUUACUUUACAUCCGAGUAUUCUUCUUCAAUCCUCUGGACGCUUUACGUUUUGCUUGUUUGUCUCCUUGUUGAAAUUCCGGCACACAUCGAGCAGCAUACAAAACUUGCUCCUUGAGUUUCCACAUAUUCCUGUUAUGAAAUUCACGCGUAAUUUCUUGCGUUGUUACGAGUUUUUCGUCAAAAUCAACAUGGAUGCUCAAGAAAUCGGUAAAAUUGUUUCUUUGCAUGCAAUGCUUUUGGGAUCAUGUAAUAUCAGGAAGGCAUCGACUGUAUUUCGUCAUUUCAACAACUGUCAAGCCACGCUGUGUCAAUUGGUCAAGGAAGACCCGUUUGUGUUGAGAAAAUGGGUCCACGGGAAAAAACUAACUCCUCUACCAGUGCAGAAGAGGUGUGUAACUGUACGAAAGAUGAAAACCGAGUUCUUGCUGAGCUUAGGCUUUGAGGAGAACUCAACCGAGAUGGAAAAGGCUUUCAAGCAUUUCCGAGGAAGAGGGGACGAGCUUCAAGAGAGGUGUGAUUUUUUGGUCAAGAUCGGAUUCAGACGUGAGGAUGUUAUGAAAAUGGUUAAAUUAAACCCACAGAUUCUUAACCAGACGAUCGACGUUAUGAAGAGCAAGAUCGAUUCUUUUGCGAAGGAGUUAGGCUACUCGAUGUCCGAUUUGGUUUCUUUUCCCAAAACCCUCUCGUAUAAGGUGGAGCGUGUGAAGAUGAGGCUUUUAAUGCAUAAAUGGCUUAAAGUUAAUGUUGAAGAUCGUGCGAAUUUGUCCUUAAGCACUCUGUUAUCGAGUGGAGAUGAAAAAUUUGUGAGGCUUUACGUGAAGCCUUAUCCCGGAGGACUGGAGCAUUGGAAGGAGUUGAAGAAAAUGAUGUGUUCUGACCAACUGGGUAAUCAGUUAUAA
Messenger RNA from Striga asiatica, 1767 nucleotides. The record is from the annotation of a GenBank genome assembly. NCBI's taxonomy places the organism in Eukaryota, Viridiplantae, Streptophyta, Magnoliopsida, Lamiales, Orobanchaceae.